AUGUCCCCCACAAGCUACACAUUGACUCCGGGCGAAUCAUCAAACUCAGCCUCAACCUCAUCACCUUAUUCACCGAAUCCCAAUCCCCAGGCUCACGACCACUCUCAACCGAUACUGCACCUCCAUCAGGCUCAAUCGCAGUCGCGGAUCAACGAUAAAUCACAGAGAUCGAGAGAUGGAUGUUUGACAUGCAGGUCCAGAAAGGUCAAGUGCAACGAGGAGAGACCAAUCUGCGAUAAAUGUAGGAUCAAAUCUAGAGAGUGUCUGUGGCCAUCAGGAGAUGAAAGUGAACGACGACGUAAUAAGAAACGCAGAUCAACCAAUACACCUGAUGAUACUUCUAUGUCUACGCCAAAUAAGAAGCCCUCUCAGCCGAGUAAAUUAUCUUCAAUAGAGCUUAAACCAAUCUUGCCUUCAUCGACACCUUCACAUCCUGGGAUAGUCCACAUCCCACCUAACUUUUUACCUCCCGAUGCACUCAAGAAUAAGACUGGUACUGGUAAUGCCGACGGUACACUGAAUGGAGAUCUGGUAGAUUGGUUGGUUCCUGAUAAAGCUAGAGCAGGGCUGAUGAUGGACCCCUCAUUCCUCGAACCAUACUUUCCAACAGUAGACGAACGUCUGGUCAUACGCCAUUACCUCUCGAAAACGGUCCAUAUCAUCAUAGCUUUCGAAUCUAAUCAUCGUCCAUGGAACCCCUGGAUCACCGUCCAUGCGCCUCUCGCGUUCAGACACCUACCAGGUACCAAUCCCGCGGCGGACGCUCUGAGGUCAGCAAUCCUAGCAGUUGGUGGAGUCCAUCUCACGUACUCUACCAAUCCGAACGAUCAAGCUGCCGCAUGGCGAAUAACGAAAUCGGCCAAGGUGAAAGUGUUGAAUCUGAUUAGGCAGACUCUGGAAGAUAAAGAUGGAAAACCGAAAGUGUUGGAAAAGGAGAAUAUAGAAUUGGUUUUGGCGGCGCUGUUGAGCUGUACGAUUGCUAGUUCCCUCGCUGCCGACGACUCAUGGCAUCACCUCUUGUCAUCCGUUCUAUCGCUCAUCGAUCAACUAGGCGGCGCACAAAACAUCUUGCAAGACGCUCCGAGAGAUAGAUUAUCACCUUACCGAUUCUUCAUGGAACAGCUGGCGAUCCGAGAUGUGUUCGGAUGUAUGACUACAGAACUCGCACCGAGUAUCUUGCAGGACGCAUUCACACCGUGGUUCUUCGAAGCUGAGAGCUGGUCGAGGAGUGAUUUCGAAUGGGAGAGCGUUGAGAGGAUGUUUGGUAUAUCAAGGGGAAUGGUGGAUAUGAUAUCAAGAGCUUGUAAUUUGAUAGCCUCUGUUCGAGCUCUUAAUCGACAUUUACCCGAAUUGGCCUUGCCUACCCUUGAUCCCUCCUUGGUGGCACUACACAAAGCCUCAUCAGAGCUGAUGUCGGAGUUGAAGAUAUGGGACGAAGCUGAGAACUUUACACCAUUGCAUCCGAGGACUCAAUAUGGGAACCACUCGUAUAAGCAUGCGAUCAGGAUAAGAAUGUUGAGGAAAGUGUAUAAUAUUCCUAGCGAUGAUCAGAGAGUCGUCAGCAGUUCACAGGCUAUCAUUGAACUUGCUGGAGAGAUGUUAGCUUUGUAUGGGAAGAUCACCUGGUUAACUUGGCCGAUCCUCAUUGCCGGUUUUGAGAUUCCUCCUUCUCAUCCCUCUAGACGAACAGCUUUAGACAUGUUGGGUGCAUUUGGCCCUCACGCAUGUUUCGACAAUCGAGCUGCGGCAAGGAUGUUAUCUGAUUAUUGGAUGUGGCACGAUAUGGAUGGUGAUCAUGCUACUAGCUGGGAAGUCGCUAGGACGUUGAAUCAGAGACCUUUCUUAGAUUGA
This is a messenger RNA of Kwoniella mangroviensis CBS 8507, 1851 nucleotides long. RefSeq lists its product as uncharacterized. Gene Ontology annotation, cellular component: nucleus. Lineage: Eukaryota; Fungi; Basidiomycota; Tremellomycetes; Tremellales; Cryptococcaceae. The coding region runs from base 1 to 1851 and encodes 616 amino acids. The record is from RefSeq and is a predicted model, not a curated record. Gene Ontology annotation, biological process: positive regulation of transcription by RNA polymerase II. The transcript has 11 exons. Gene Ontology annotation, molecular function: zinc ion binding; DNA-binding transcription factor activity, RNA polymerase II-specific; transcription cis-regulatory region binding.